Messenger RNA from Oryzias melastigma (Indian medaka), 3459 nucleotides. RefSeq names its product chloride intracellular channel 5b (gene clic5b). The transcript has 6 exons. The record is from RefSeq and is a predicted model, not a curated record. The coding region runs from base 850 to 2427 and encodes 525 amino acids. NCBI's taxonomy places the organism in Eukaryota, Metazoa, Chordata, Actinopteri, Beloniformes, Adrianichthyidae.
AUAAAAUGGUAAAAUUUAUUUUAUUUAAUGAACACAACAUGUGUUGGGAUGAAAUAUCGCGAUAAAUCGGUAAAUCGCUUUUUUCCUACACCCCAAUUUUUUUAAGUAGAGGGAAUUUGGACAUAGCAAAUGCCUUAGAAAACGACUAAAUUAAGACAAAUUUGAUUGGAGUGGGUCUUUAAACCUUUUUUUAAGUAUCUUAAGUUUAGAAAUAAAAAAAAAAAGAUGUCGAAUCCAAGUUAAUUCACAUACUUUCAGCACCUUAAAUGCACCUGCUGUAAUCCUGCCCUAAAAGAAAGACAGACAUCACUGUGAUAAACACUUUAUACAUAAAUUGAGAGCAUUUAUAUGUCCAUUUUUGGAUCAUUUUAACCUUUUUAGUGAGAAGUGUUGUCUGAUCGAUCCCUUGAAUUUCUUGGGUGAUGGAAACCGGAUUAUAUUUCAAAGUACCUAAUUCUGAGAUAUUUGACACAAAAGAGAUGUAUAAUUUUAAUAUUUGCUUGGAUUUGAAAUGUGGAUCUUUAAUAUCACUGAUAAAUAACUAUCUUUGCCAUGUUGGUGCAGCUGUAAAGUCUUCUGGAAAUAAAAAGACUUAUAAGAAACUGUUUUUGUGUAGAUUUUUUUUUGUUUUUUUAGGAAAUUUGGAACAUUGUUACUCGGUUGCUCACUGGACCCAAACGUCCUUGAAGGUGCAGGCCUCAGCUUCAGCAUUAUUCCUGCGUUAGCGCGUAGGACCAAAGGUCAGCGAGGAGCUAUCAUUGGAGUUUGCCCGUGCGCUCAGUCAGUCAGUCAGAAGCAGGCGGACUGUGUGCGGCUCCAGAGCUCUUUCUGUGGCAGAAGUUUACGGACAUGGAGAGGAUCUAUGAAAACAUCGAUAAGGAGGACGUCCAGGAUGGAGCCGACAAAGAGCCCAAGUAUGAGAACACUAAGGGACCUGUUUAUGAGAACACAGGCGAGCAGCUGUACAGCAAGGUGCAGAUCCACACAUCUGAAAAGGAAGAGCGCGACUCCCCGGACCUGAUGGAGGUCAAGAACCAGGAGGAGCGCAGAUCCUCGUCCUCGUCGUCCAGCGACGAUGAGAACAAAGCUGAGGAGGAGGUAAAGGUGAUGGAGGAACUGCAGCAAACGCUGGACGAGGAGAGCUCUAAGGUGGUCAAGGAGAACGAAGAGGGGCCUGAAGAGAUCUCCAAAGCCUAUGAAGUGAUCGAUGAGGUGCUCAAAGAGAUCGAAGAGGAUCCUGAGAAGAUCUCUAAAGUCCAUGAAGAGAUACAGGAGGCACUCAAAAAGAGCGAAGAGGAUCCUGAGAAGAUCUCUAAAGUCCUUGAAGAGAUUCAGGAGGGUCUCAAAGAAAGCGAAGAAGAUCCUGAGAAGAUCUCUAAAGUCCUUGAAGAGAUUCAGGAGGGUCUCAAAGAAAGCGAAGAAGAUCUCAAUGGUCCUGAGAAGAUCACCCAAGCCCACGAAGAGACUGAAGAGGCGCUCGAAGUCCAGAACAGAUCCAGACAUUCGUCCGUCUCUUCUCACGACUCGUCCACUCAAGGUGACCCGUGCGACGACCCGCCCGUCCAACUGCAGACCCUAGACGACAACAACCCAGAGGACGGGACGCUGACGGCGUCCGACACUGACCCGAAGCCCGACCAGCCAGAUGACCACACCCUGAAAACUCUGGAGAACGUCACUUUAGAAGAGGAGAAGAAGGCGCCGGCGGAUCCCAGCGCACCGAACAUCUGUCUGUUCGUGAAGGCCGGCAUUGAUGGAGAAACCGUCGGGAACUGCCCCUUCUCUCAGCGUCUCUUCAUGAUCCUUUGGCUCAAAGGCGUCGUCUUCAACGUCACCACCGUCGACCUCAGGAGAAAGCCUGAAGAUCUGCACAACCUGGCCCCGGGGACACACCCUCCGUUCCUCACCUUUGAUGGAGAAGUCCGGACAGAUACCAACAAGAUCGAGGAGUUUCUAGAGGCGACGCUCUGCCCUCCUAAGUAUCCCAAACUGGCUGCCAGGCACCGAGAGUCCAACAUAGCUGGAAAUGACAUCUUUGCCAAAUUCUCAGCCUACAUCAAGAACACUAAACCUGAGGCCAACGAAGCUCUGGAGAAAGGCUUGACCAAAGCCCUGAAGAAGCUGGACGACUACCUUAGCAGCCCCCUGCCGGACGAGGCCGACGCUAACAGCUCCGAGGAGGGCUCCAGCAGAAGCUUCCUGGACGGGAACGAGCUCACGCUUGCAGACUGCAACCUCCUGCCCAAACUGCAUAUCGUCAAGGUCGUUGCUAAGAAGUACCGUAACUACGACAUCCCGGCGGACAUGAAGGGGGUGUGGCGUUACCUGAACGAAGCCUACGCCCGCGACGAGUUCACCAACACCUGUGCUGAAACCGCCGAGAUCGAGACCGCCUACAAAGACGUGGCGAGGAGACUGGCCAAGUAGCUCUGAAACGAACGGUCCUGGCCCCGUCGGUCGCUGAGCAAGAGAUCAAUCAAACCCAGCAUCAAACGCCGCCAUAAAAGUCUCGGCUUCUCACUCAAAAGUGAUUGUCUGUAUUUAUUUCUCGUAACACAAAGGUCUCUUUCAGACAAACUCCGACACACGGCCAAAUAUUUUACUAGCUGCUGAUGUCAAGGUCGUUCUCUUUAUUUAUUCCCGAAUCCACAGAAGUCUAGUCUGACUCCAGUGUUUAUUAUCAAUCUCUGGCUCCCGGGGAGACACCUUGUUUCAUCUGUGAUUGAUGAUUAAUGCUAAAUAUGUGUUGAAUAUGACCCUUCUCAACCUGCAGUUUCAUUUCGAUCAUCAAUCAUUACCUAAAGUAUUGCUCUCCUGGUUUUUUCCCCGAGCUUAUGCGUGUCUUGAGAUUCACUCCGGCCUUAAAUAGAGACUUUCUCUCACUCUUUCAGCAAGAACAAACUCCGGCCAGAAGUGAAGGCUUUAACAGAACAAAGUUUGUGUUGGACGCGCUCGCAUGUAUUCAAACGUGAUAUAGAACCCUUCAGAACACUAAAAAACCCCUUCCACCGGAGGAUAGAAACCCACGCCAACGUCACUGAUGGACUCGUUCUGACAAAUGCAAAAAGCUUAUUAGCGCUCACUCCAAGUAUUGAUUUUGUCUUAAGUUACCGCAUGAUAUUACAAAUGGAGACACUAUUUAUUUAGCAGUCCCAAUCAGGCCUGAUUGGGCCGCGCCAUUAGAGCGGCGAUGAAAAGGGGUCCGGGGUGGUCGGGAGCCCCGCCCUCCAGGUGACCGAUGGAAAGCUCGUUCUUCCGCUGUGAUGAGUCUAUUUAAAAACCCUGAGGUUUCUUUGAACGGAAACUCGUCUCCGGGCUUAUCGUCUUUGGCCGCCGCCGCAGCGAGACUUCCGUGAAGGGCCGUAAUGCUCUGGUGCGGUUUGGACAAACACACGAUACGAAACUGGAGCAUGAUGACUGAGAGGCAAACGUCUGCAAAUAAAAUAAUAUUUUCACAGA